Molecule: messenger RNA, 1726 nt
Organism: Micropterus dolomieu (smallmouth bass)
Lineage: Eukaryota; Metazoa; Chordata; Actinopteri; Centrarchiformes; Centrarchidae
Gene: runx2b
Product: RUNX family transcription factor 2b
Exons: 6
Coding region: 1-1350 (449 amino acids)
Biological process (GO): regulation of cell differentiation; regulation of transcription by RNA polymerase II; neuron differentiation
Cellular component (GO): nucleus
Molecular function (GO): ATP binding; RNA polymerase II cis-regulatory region sequence-specific DNA binding; DNA-binding transcription factor activity, RNA polymerase II-specific
Source: RefSeq, a predicted model, not a curated record
AUGCGAAUUCCCGUAGAUCCCAGCGCCAGUCGGAGGUUCAGUCCGCCGUCCAAUAGCCUCCAGCCGGUCCCAGGGAAGAUGAACGAUGUGAACUCUCCAGCCGGGCAGCCGGACGCAGCGGCGGCGGUGCCAAGAUUGCGUCCCCACGAAAACCGCAGCAUGGCAGAGAUCAUCGCGGACCACCCGGCCGAGCUGGUCCGGACCGACAGCCCCAACUUUCUGUGCUCGGUCCUGCCCUCCCAUUGGCGGUGCAACAAGACGCUGCCUGUCGCCUUUAAGGUGGUUGCCCUGGGAGACAUACCUGAUGGGACUGUUGUCACAGUAAUGGCGGGCAAUGAUGAGAACUACUCGGCCGAGUUGCGGAACGCCUCGGGUGUGAUGAAGAACCAAGUAGCUCGUUUCAAUGACCUUCGCUUCGUUGGCCGCAGUGGCAGAGGCAAGAGCUUCACCCUGACAAUCACAGUAUUCACCAACCCACCACAAGUGGCCACUUACCAUCGAGCCAUAAAGGUCACCGUGGACGGACCGCGUGAGCCCAGGAGGCAUCGUCAGAAACUCGAGGACCCUCCCAAGACUGGUCUCUUCUCAGACCGCCUUAGUGAGCUUGAGAGGAUGAGGGUGAGGGUGGCCGUUCCCACUCAAGGCCCCCGGCCAACGCUCAACACAGCGGCCAACUCCUUCAACCCGCAGGGACAGGCACAGAUAACAGACCCUCGUCAGUCCCAGUCCUCUCCACCCUGGUCGUAUGAACAGACAUACCCAUCCUACCUGAGUCCCAUGGCGUCCCCCUCAGUCCACUCCACCACCCCCCUCUCCUCCAGCCGGGGCACGGGCCUGCCAGCCAUCAGUGACGUGCCUAGACGAUUGCCAGGUUCUUCUGACCUGAGCCCGUUCCCCGGUCAGUUUGAGCGUCAGUUCCCGGGCCUCUCCUCCCUCACAGAGAGUCGUUUCUCCAGCCCUCGGAUGCACUACCCGGCCACCUUCACCUACACCCCGCCCGUCACCUCUGCCAUGUCGCUGGGCAGUGCCCACUACCACACCUACCUUCCACCUCCUUACCCGGGCUCCACCCAGAGCCAGAGCGGACCCUUCCAAACUAGCAGUACGCCCUAUCUCUACUACGGCGCUUCGUCCGGCUCGUACCAGUUCUCCAUGGUUCCCGGUGGGGACCGUUCGCCCUCCCGGAUGAUCCCACCUUGCACUAGCGCCUCAACGGGCACCUCCCUGGUGAACCCCAACCUGCCCAGCCAGACGGAGGGAGGGGUAGAUGGCGAUGGCAGCCACAGUAACUCCCCGACUGUUCUCAACCCUGGAGGCCGCAUGGAUGAAGCUGUCUGGAGGCCAUAUUGAAGAAAACCCCGGGGGGCGGAGAUUGGAAGACACCUGAUGUCAUGGUUUGAAAGCACAAAACCUGAAAAGGGGAUUUUUGAGCUCUCAUCAGCUAUCUCUACCUUCUGCUUGGAAAUUAAGGUUGAGAUAUAAAAAAAAAGACCAGACUUGUACGGACUUGUCUUCCUGGAAUGUGUUUUGACCAAGGCACUACAAAGGGAGUCCUUCUCGCAGCAAUAAUGAAAAAGGCAAAUUCGUUUUACUAGGCCCAAGUGGAUGAGACAUUAUUCCAGUCUUAUUAUAGUCCACAAGCUAAGGGAUGCUUCAAAAAUAUUUGUAAAAGACUGCCUCUUUUGUAUAGUGUUUGUAUUUCAAUAAGGCUUUUUGCAGAGCAUGU